Molecule: messenger RNA, 2590 nt
Organism: Cuscuta campestris
Lineage: Eukaryota; Viridiplantae; Streptophyta; Magnoliopsida; Solanales; Convolvulaceae
Source: the annotation of a GenBank genome assembly
CCUAUCCCCAGGAAACACGGACUCCUCCCGCUGUGUUUAUCAUUAUCACAUUCUCCCAUUUGCACCCAGUGGAUUUUUAGCUCUUUUCUUUUUCUAAUUAAUUAAAAUUAGUAAAGAAGUACUCCGUAUUCCGUAUUUAUAUAUUCAUUUAUCUGAUGAUCAGACAUUGCUUCUUAUUUACCGCGCAUAUCCGCAGAUAUCUUGGAGUUCUAAUCUUCAUCAUCAUCAUCUUCCAUGAAUGAUUCUAAGCGACAUUCAACAGAUCCCAUUUACUCUUCCUGAUAACAACUCAAGACAACGACGUAACAACUGACCUCAAACGAGCUUCUCCUUCUUCCAUCCCAUCCAUAUUCGUCUUCCUCCACACAGCAGAUCUGGAUUCCGAAUCCUGACCCCGGAACACCGCUCAAAUCUGUUCUCUUCUUCAUCUUUUCGGAGUUUCUUUCCAGAAACUGGUGUGGAAAAGUGAGGAAUUCCCGAGUUGCCAGAUCCAGUUAAUUUGGAUUAGUGUUCAGAGCAGCUCGCUAGGUUAUAUUGUAGCGCGGUUCCAGCUGCUAGCGGUAAGUUGUGAUUUGCUGCGACUGGUAGAGUCAGAUGGAGGUAUGGGUCUGAGAUGGUAGAAAGUGAGUUGCCGUUACAGAAGCUUGGGGUUGGUUUUAGUGGAGAUCCGGUGUUGGUUUUUAGGAGAGAUCCUUCUUUCUCCGGUUGGUUUGAUGAGAAAGGAACACAUCAUUCACCUGAAUUAAGAGAUGUGAGCGACAGUUCUGAGGAUUUGGAUUUUGAAUUGCCUCUUGUUAAUCAACACGACAGUGAGGUAGCAGAUGGAUCUUUAGAGGGAGACGGACGUCAGUUUGGUGGUAACACUUUGGAAAGAAUGACAGGCAGUGUUGACCUAGGCGAUGUGUCUGCAAGACAUGGAAAAGAGAGCUACGUGCCAUUUGAUGUAGAGGAUGGUUCGCCAAAUGGCCAGAAGUAUUCUGAUCCUAGUGGGGAUGAGAGAUACUUAAACUAUGACGACACAUCAAAGCAGGUUUCCAGAAGUCCUGUUUCUGUUUCUGAUGUGCUGAAGACAUUGUUUUUUAUACUUGUUUGGUAUACUUUCAGUACAUUUUUGACAUUGUAUAACAAAACUCUUCUAGGGGAUCAUUUAGGAAAGUUCCCUGCUCCCCUUCUCAUGAACAGUGUCCAUUUUGCAAUGCAAGCUAUUUUGGCAAAUGUGAUAACUUGGAUUUGGUCUGAAAGAUUUAAGCCUACUGUACUGAUGUCGUGGAGAGAUUAUUGUUUGAGAGUAGUACCAACAGCUCUUGGCACUGCAUUGGAUGUUAACUUGAGCAAUGAAUCCCUUGUUUUCAUCACUGUUACAUUUGCAACUAUGUGUAAAUCAGCAGCACCAAUAUUCCUGCUAAUUUUUGCAUUUGCUUUCAGGCUGGAGUCUCCUAGCCUCAAGCUGUUUGGCAUCAUCUUAAUCAUCUCAAUUGGAAUAUUGUUGACAGUUGCAAAGGAAACAGAAUUUCAGUUUUGGGGUUUCAUCUUAGUCAUGUUUGCUGCUCUUAUGUCGGGAUUUCGCUGGACAAUGACUCAGAUACUUCUGCAGAAAGAAACCUAUGGUUUGAAAAAUCCGCUUAUCUUAAUGAGCUACGUUGCUCCAGUGAUGACGAUUUCAACUGCACUGCUCUCUCUAUGCUUGGAUCCGUGGCGUGAAUUCAGUAAGAGCAAUCACUUCAAUAGCUCGUGGCAUAUAGCCAGAAGUUGUUUACUGAUGCUUUUUGGUGGAUCACUGGCUUUCUUUAUGGUGUUGACAGAAUUUAUUCUUGUCUCUGUUACUAGUGCGGUGACAGUGACAAUAGCAGGAGUUGUCAAGGAGGCUGUUACCAUUUUGGUCGCUGUAUUUUACUUUCAUGAUGAAUUUACCUGGAUGAAAGGAAUUGGCCUUGUUACAAUCAUGUUUGGUGUCAGCUUGUUUAAUUGGUACAAGUACGUGAAAUUACAAAAAGGGCAGUCAAGUGAAAAUGAAAUAGAUGGCUCCGUAAUUAAUGAUGCCCCCACAAACUAUGUCAUCCUUGAUGAAAUGGAAGACCAAGAAGAUGACACUUGAAUUCUUUCGUGCACAUGUUAUUUUUCAUUUCUGGACUCAAAUAGAUGCGGUUUCUGGGACAAUCCUUUCUUGGAUGCUAAAUUGUCAUUUAGCUUCUGAAGGCCAUGCCUACCAACUGCAUGUACAUUUGGCAUAGUUCUUGUGCUCCGCCUUCCAGUCGAGGAACAUUUUUUGUCAGUAAGAUGCUUGAAUGCCCAAGCCGAUACCACAAAUAGUAACUUUUUUUUUAAAGAGUUGUGGUGACAAUGUGAUAUAUAGACUAAAUGUUUCAAGUGGGAUGUAUAUCUGUACACUGAGUCAAAAGAAAGUCUCUUCCCCCCUCCACCCUCUUAUUGGAAGAAAGCUUUGUCUUUAAUUCCCUGUCACGAGUCAAUAAUGGGGAGUAACAUCAAUAGCAAACAAAAAAAAUAACAUGGAAAAUUCCAGUUGAAUAGCUUUAUUAGCGGUCAUUUUUGCGUUUGAAUAUCAAUGAUGCCUAUUAGCAGUUGUAUAGUU